UUGUAAUCAACCUGCCAAACGUUAUCCCCUUAGACCGGUUCCUCACCCGCUCAAAAUCCUCCUUCUACAUCAGUUUCUGUCACUGAACUCUAUACUCUUUCGCAAAGGAAGAGUUCAAAGAAAAUCAAAUUAAAAUGUCAAUCUCAAUCUCCUCCCUCACCUCAUCCUUGUCUUCGCUUUCAUUCUCAUCACAAAUUUCGCAAAAACCAAACAGUUUCUCAUUUCCACAAUCGAAAUCCCUUUCCCUCUCCCUCUAUUCGAGACCUGUUCGUCUUCGUGUAUUGGCCACCGUUGCCUCUCCCGUCGAAUCCGAAACUCAAGACUUGAAGAAAUUAGUUAAAUCAAGGCUCCCCGGUGGAUUCGCCGCCCAAACUAUCAUCGGCACGGGCCGCCGUAAAUGCGCCAUUGCUAGAGUGGUUCUUCAAGAAGGCACAGGCAAAGUUAUCAUCAACUACCGUGACGCGAAGGAAUAUCUUCAAGGGAAUCCUUUAUGGCUUCAAUAUGUUAAAGUCCCAUUGGUAACUUUGGGGUAUGAGAAUAGCUAUGAUGUAUUUGUCAAAGCUCAUGGUGGUGGCCUCUCAGGUCAGGCACAGGCAAUCUCCCUUGGCAUUGCCCGUGCAUUGCUGAAGGUGAGUGAGAGCCACAGAUCCCCUUUGAGAAAGGAAGGGCUUCUCACCAGGGACUCGAGAAUUGUUGAGAGGAAGAAGGUUGGUCUGAAGAAAGCUCGCAAGGCACCCCAGUUUUCUAAACGUUGAGUUGCAAUUCACGGUUAUAUGUCUAUUAUAGGCUUUUGUUUAUAUACAUUCUUUUUCGUUGUGCAUGUAAGCAAAUCAUGUUACUGUUUUUGGGUUCAGAAAUUUUGUACUUUGAACGCUAGUGGAAUGUUGAAAAACUUUUGCUAUUUGAUUUUAUUGGCACCAAUUCUUCGCCUGGAA
Messenger RNA from Jatropha curcas, 935 nucleotides. RefSeq names its product ribosomal protein S9 (gene RPS9). NCBI's taxonomy places the organism in Eukaryota, Viridiplantae, Streptophyta, Magnoliopsida, Malpighiales, Euphorbiaceae. The record is from RefSeq and is a predicted model, not a curated record. Gene Ontology annotation, biological process: translation. Gene Ontology annotation, molecular function: RNA binding; structural constituent of ribosome. Gene Ontology annotation, cellular component: plastid small ribosomal subunit; ribosome.